AUGUCUUCGAACAAGUACGCCUUGGUGCCGACGCAGGGCGACUUCAACAACUACCAAUACAGGACUCCACCUCAGACUGCCGUAAUCCUUCACCCCAUGACGCCGACGCAGGGUCACUUCAACUACAGACAAAAGACUCCACCUCAGACUGCGGCGGUUCUUCACCCUGGCGCCAAAGGAGGAAUGCAUUUAGAGCAUGACAUGGAGAACCAAGCGGCUGCCUUCCUUGAGGUGGCAGGCUCAUUGCAUAACAAUGGUGCUUCAAUCUUCGAACUCAUUCAAGAGGCUUUCGAAAAUGUCUCCACAUACUCUGAAGAAGAGCGAAGCGAAAUCGUAGACAUGGCUCGGCACCAGUUUAACGAUCUCUACAAGACGACUACGACUUUCAUGACAGAAGCUACAGCGAACAGGCUCGAGAAAGAAAAAGUCCUCUCCAUAAUGCAUCAAAAGGCAACCAGAGACCAGGCUCUUCUAUACAUGAGCCGUGAGCAACAAUUAUGCAAUACAAUCACGCUCCGUGACAAUACCAUAAUGGCUUUGAAUAGCACUGUCUCGCAUAUGACACUUCAGAUUGGUCUACUCCGCGGAGAGAUUGAAGCAUUCAGGGCCGACAACAAGCUCCUAAGUCGCAAGGCUGACGAGGGCGCCAAAUCCACUAAAGCUUUACAGGCGCUCACUACCGACUUGGCGUCUAAAAUCCGUGACCUGGAAAAAGAAAAGCUGCACAAGAACAAGGAGUCAGAGGCCAAGGUCAGCAUGGUCAAUGGCAUGUCAAAGCAGUUUGAGGCCAGUACGAAGUCAAUGGUAAACCGGUUGGAGUCGGAGAAAUCCAAGAGCAAGCACGCAGAGCAGCGCAUAUCCGAGCUUGAGGCCGAAAACAAGAAGCUCAGGGAGAUAAUCCAGCUGAAAGCUAGCUGCCCUCCCAUCGAGGAGCCACGCACGACAGACAACGACACAUCCGUGGCCACGAAGAUCAACAAGAUCGAACCGAUGAAGAGAAAGCUUGCUGUACUCCAACAGGAGAUUGACGACAUUGUGAACAACAAGACCAAGACGUAA
Messenger RNA from Aplosporella prunicola CBS 121167, 1059 nucleotides. RefSeq lists its product as uncharacterized. The record is from RefSeq and is a predicted model, not a curated record. The transcript is spliced from 2 exons. Bases 1 to 1059 code for a protein of 352 amino acids. NCBI's taxonomy places the organism in Eukaryota, Fungi, Ascomycota, Dothideomycetes, Botryosphaeriales, Aplosporellaceae.